Messenger RNA from Fonsecaea multimorphosa CBS 102226, 1551 nucleotides. RefSeq lists its product as uncharacterized. Bases 1 to 1551 code for a protein of 516 amino acids. The record is from RefSeq and is a predicted model, not a curated record. Lineage: Eukaryota; Fungi; Ascomycota; Eurotiomycetes; Chaetothyriales; Herpotrichiellaceae. The transcript has 4 exons.
AUGCAGCCAAUUACUCCCGUCCCAAGAAGGCUUGGCUCAGACGUACCUCCCUUCUUGAAUUCCGUAAAUCAGCCCAAUCCCAGACAAAGGAAUCGCAUCCACAACCAAGCCAUCAGAAGAGCCAAAGCUAAUAUCGGGAAACGUCGCGACGACAUAGUGUCGACGUUCCGCGAGGAGGAUAUUGACCCCAGGCGCAUUCUCGACCCACUGCUCGGCUUGACCAGAGCUGGCGCCGACCCCCGACUCACGGCGACGGCCAUUGCACCGUCAACGAGAUUGACUGUAACAUCUGGUGGGCUGCGCGGCGACCCGUUUUGUGCUUUCCCAAUAUCGGCGGAUGGGGGCGUCCUUUCCGCUGUCGACUAUUUCCUCCAGCACUAUGCGCCGGUCCAUAUCAAUCCUAGAAAGGAGCAGUUAGGUCCAGCAGAUAGCUUGCCACUGUCGCGAAGAUAUUUUAGUCUCGCGUUGGAGAAUGCAUCCAUGUUUGAACUCAUGGUGGCACUCGCCCAAGCUUCAUAUGAUUCCCGGCGAGGAAGUGCUCGGGAACCGUCCAGGGAAGUUUUGGUUCACUAUGGGAAAGGAAUCGAAGCGCUGCGUCUGAAAAUGGCGCGGAUCUCAGCCUGCGACGACGAUGCCACAAUCUUGGCGGUCAUGGCGCUGCUGGGAAUUGCCUUGAUUUACAAUGACUUCGUUUCGUUUGAGACGCACUUGAUCGGCUUACGCCAACUCAUUGAAAUGCGGGGAGGGGUUGACUAUCUGGGAUGGGACGGCUUCUUGAAGAAUUCAAUCAUUGGCCUCGAGUCGCUCUGGGCGUACCACGAGAAGAAAAAGUUACUCAUUUCUUCGACCGAAGCCAGAAUCAAUCUCCAAUAUCCAAAGCACCCAUUUCCCCCCAAUCUCUGCACCUUGAUUGCCAAACUCCCCGAUGGAUUUCGAGAAGUGGCCUUGUCCGGCAGUCUCUGCGUCCAGAUCAUCACGAUAUUAUCACGUGUGUCGGAAUGGGUGAGACAACUGCAGGGCCCGCGGAAGAAGGGCAUUCUCCCACUGGGAGAUCCAAACGGCAGAUAUAUGAAGCAAACACAGGCGUGUCUCGAAUUGGUGCCUCUUCGUGGGCUGAACACAGUUGAGAGAGUGCUGUGUUCAGCGCUUGCGGCCGUCACGGUAGAGACAUUCAGCAAAUUAAAGGAACAGAACCCGGUCCAUCGGCGCAUGCUCGAAACCCUCUCGGAAAUGCUGGCUACAUAUAACCUCCGCGAUUUGCCGCCCGAGUGUGCCACAUGGAUGGCAUUGGUUAUAGCGGGCCCUGCACAGCCAUCUACAGAGGGAACCACAAGCAAGGCGACGUCGACAAACAAGGGUCAACCACACAACCCACGAAACAUACUCCUGGAUAGGAUGAUUGAGGAUUCAUCCAGCGCGAGGAAUUGGAAGUGGGUCAAUAAUUCAGUUAAGAAGUUCUUCUGGAGUGAAGACCUACUUGAGACAUGGCGACAGACGUGGGAAUUGGGGAUUGUGCGAUACACCGACAAGCUGAAAGAAAGACGGAAAUAG